UGACGGCUUGAUGCACCUGCACGCCCAAUCACUUCUCGUCCUGAAGCCUCCUGCUUGCGCGAGCCACACCUCCUGGCCAAUGAGAAGCCCGGCUUGGAGCCGAGGGGCGGAGCCUCCAUAUGUUUGGGUCAAAAUGAGCCCAGUGUUAUUAGAAAGCUCAGUCUGUCGCUCCCAACACCUGAACAAGCGACUCUACGUCAAUCAUUUCACUUACAGCUCAAACGUUUACAGUCUUCACGUUUCAGGAGGAUGAGACCAGCAACUUAACUAGUAACUGCUUGUGCUUAGUUUUAAUUAAAAAAAAAAAAAAUAUAUAUAUAUAUAUAUAUAUUUGUCCGUUGAGUCUCACAACAAUGAAGCCAUCGACAGAAACCAGCUUUCAAAUUGACGUCGUUGCGGAUAGAUGCGGGGUCGUGUGCAAAUACAUCCUCAUCGUUUUCAACAUAAUCUUCACGGUUUUGGGGUUCGCGUCUUUAGUGUUUGGCCUGUGGCUGAAUUUCCAAGACAACGCCAGAGACAUGUUCAAUGUAAACGAUGGCAACAAAGCAAGAAUCGACUCAAAUAUCUUUCACAUAGUCGUCUACAUCCUGGUAAUCCUCGGCUCUGUAAUGGUGGCUUUGGGGAUUUUUGGAGAGCAUGCUGCCUGCAAUGACAAUAAAAUUGCUCUCCAAGUGUUCUGUGUCUUCCUCUUCCUCCUGGCUGUGGCCACAAUCGCCGUAGGAGCGCUUGCUUAUACCAGCAAGGACACGGUUGGAAAGAAGUUUGGAGAGUUGUACAGCGACGUAUAUAAACUCUACGAGAAGAAUAAAGACGAAACGGUGGCCGCUACUCUCAAAUUCGUCCAUGAUUUGCUCCACUGCUGCGGAUCGGCCGGAGUCCAACUAACCGAGAUGGUUAAGAAGACUUGCCCGAAGGCGGAUGAUGCGACGAGGCAUGCGGCAUGCCAAGAGAGCAUCAAAAGCUUCAUUGACCAACGCGCACCGUUGGUGACUGGCGCCUUCGUUGGAACCGGAGCUCUUUUGAUCACACAAGUCAUCUGCGCCGCCCUGUUCAGUUCAAAGAUUCAUCGGGACUGAAGCGCCUCAGUCAAUUAUUCAGACUCUCUUCAUGUCACCCCUCUGGUGUCUGAGCUGCAGACAUCAAGCGGUUUUCAUCUUUACUGCACAAUCGUCCGAUAGGUUUUCAUCUGACUGCACAAUUACAGAAGCUUUCUUCAGGCCAAAGAGACAUAAUGACAUGAACACUGAACACUCCCCCAUGAACAGCAGCCUCUUGCUGCUGUAAUGCUGAAAACUGCAGUUUUCUGAAUCACAAGGCUGCAGGGAAGGCAGCUUCAGGACGUGCAAACGCAUCCAACAGAGGGCCACCGCCUUUUUAAGGCUUAUGCUACAGAAUCAUGUUGCCAAGACGAGAAUUGUUGGCAGCAACGCUUGUGAUAAGGGCCAAGGACGAAAUAGUCUCCGAUCGAGAAACGCCAAGAAAAGACAGACGAUCUGCUAUAGUACAAGGACGGAGAGUAGAGAGCUGGUGCAGAUUUCCUGUUGAAUCCACCAGAUUUUUGGUUUAAAAAAAAUGCUUAGAAAUUCUGCCAUAAAUAAAACUGGUGGAUUAAAAACCUA
Messenger RNA from Xiphophorus maculatus (southern platyfish), 1619 nucleotides. Its product is annotated as CD9 antigen-like. The transcript has 8 exons. Bases 354 to 1076 code for a protein of 240 amino acids. Gene Ontology annotation, cellular component: membrane. The record is from RefSeq and is a predicted model, not a curated record. Lineage: Eukaryota; Metazoa; Chordata; Actinopteri; Cyprinodontiformes; Poeciliidae.